Dentiscutata erythropus is the source of this 730-nucleotide messenger RNA. The record is from the annotation of a GenBank genome assembly. Lineage: Eukaryota; Fungi; Glomeromycota; Glomeromycetes; Diversisporales; Gigasporaceae.
AUACUCCGAAUGAUUCUGAUGAUGCUAAUCGGCAGAAUUUUUUGCAGUCGAAUGAUGUCCAGCAAAAACAACCUCAAUUACCAUUACCACCAUCGCAACCUAUAAGUCAGCAGCGUGAUAAUCCUUUACCCCCACAAGAACAGCCACAAACUCGAGAAAUUCCUUCUGUGCAAGCAUCGGCGCCUACUCAUUCAUCACCAUUAGACACGAAUUUAUCAGAACAAAAUAAGAAAGAAGGGCCUUCCCAGCAUGAACCCUCGGAAAAUCGUAUCCCAACAGCGCUUGCAGAUCUCGUACAGUCAUACGAAGCUGCUGAAGAGAAAUGUAAAGAAGAUGGUUUUCAUAUCCAACAAAUGCUGGAUGCAAGUCUUCAAUACGUUCCAGAAAGCAUAGAUGCCGAAAGACCAAAACACUAUGUACCAAGAAAUCCUUACCACACAUCCUCUUAUUAUCCACAAACUCCGCCACCAAUAUUUGAUAACCCCGCAUUAUUCGAGAAAUUCGACAUCGACACACUAUUUUUCAUAUUCUAUUAUCAGCAAGGGACAUAUCAACAAUAUCUUGCCGCCAGAGAGUUAAAAAAACAGUCUUGGAGAUUUCAUAAGAAAUACUUAACAUGGUUUCAAAGGCAUGAAGAACCAAAAGCCAUAACAGAUGAAUACGAGCAAGGUACAUAUAUAUAUUUCGAUUACGAAGGUGCAUGGUGUCAGCGUAAAAAGACAGAGUUUAG